This is a messenger RNA of Mus caroli (Ryukyu mouse), 1958 nucleotides long. NCBI's taxonomy places the organism in Eukaryota, Metazoa, Chordata, Mammalia, Rodentia, Muridae. The record is from RefSeq and is a predicted model, not a curated record.
CUCAAUCUGAUAGCAUUUGCCUCUGGGAGGAUCCAUAGCGCAGAAGCCCCAGGGAGAUGACCAACUCUCUGCUCCUUAACCAGCUCCUCCUCCAGGAGUUCGUCCUUAAUCUGAGCCAGCCCUUGUGGAGGCCAAAUUCCCUCUCCUCUCCCUUUUCUGGGUGAGGACUCAGGCUUGGAGCCACUCCAGGAUAAACUUCUGCAGGCCAAGAGAUAACGCAACUUCAAGGUGACAACCAGAAACUCCUUUUAAAAGUUCUCCUUCUCUGCUGAAAUUGCUGUAGCUUCACUCCACAGCUAGCCAUCUGCCUACACCUGGCUGCCAUGUGGGAGCUUGUGGGUCUCUUGCUGCUCAUCCUGGCCUAUUUCUUUUGGCCCAAGUCAAAGACACCUAAUGCCAAGUUCCCCAGGAGCCUUCCAUUCCUGCCCCUGGUGGGUAGUCUGCCAUUUCUCCCCAGACGUGGUCAUAUGCACGCCAACUUCUUCAAGCUGCAGGAAAAGUAUGGUCCCAUCUAUUCUCUUCGCCUGGGUACCACAACUACAGUGAUUGUCGGUCACCAUCAGCUGGCCAGAGAAGUGCUCUUGAAGAAGGGGAAAGAAUUUUCUGGUCGGCCCCAGAUGGUGACUCUAGACCUCUUGUCGGACCAAGGAAAAGGCAUUGCCUUUGCGGAUAGUGGUAGCUCCUGGCAGCUGCACCGGAAGCUGGUGUUCAGCACCUUUUCCCUGUUCAGGGAGGACCAGAAACUGGAGAAGAUAAUAUGUCAGGAAGCCAACUCACUGUGUGACUUGAUACUUACAUACGACGGGGAGUCCCAAGAUCUGUCUACGCUCAUCUUCAAGUCAGUAACCAAUAUCAUCUGUGCCAUCUGCUUCAACAUCUCUUUUGAGAACGAGGAUUCGAUACUGACCACCAUACAGACCUUUACAGAGGGUAUUGUGCAUGUCAUGGGCCACAGCGAUCUGGUGGACAUACUCCCGUGGUUGAAGAUUUUUCCCAAUAAAAACUUGGAAAUGAUGAAGAAACACAUUAAAAUUCGAGAAAAAACACUGGUUGAAAUGUUUGAAAAAUGCAAGGAGAAAUUCAAUAGUGAAUCUCUCUCCAGCCUGACAGACAUUCUGAUACAAGCCAAGAUGAAUGCAGAAAAUAAUAACACUGGGGAAGGCCAGGACCCAAAUGUGCUCUCAGAUAAGCAUAUCCUUAUCACGGUGGGAGACAUCUUUGGGGCAGGCAUAGAGACAACUAGCUCUGUGCUGAACUGGAUCCUGGCUUUCCUGGUGCACAAUCCUGAGGUGAGUGUCUCCCCAACUCUUGUCUUCCGAAUGAUUGAGAAUGGGGGAGGGUUCUCCCCGCUCCCAAGUGGAGCUGUGGGGCUGACCAUCUCCCUUUCUCUUCUCCUCAUCUGGGUUAGCAUUGGAGAGUUUGCCAUCCCAAAGGACACACAUGUGAUCAUCAAUCUCUGGGCACUGCAUCACGAUAAAAAUGAAUGGGACCAGCCAGAUCGGUUCAUGCCUGAGCGCUUCUUAGAUCCAACAGGAAGCCAUCUCAUUACACCCACACCAAGUUAUUUGCCCUUCGGAGCUGGUCCCCGAUCAUGCAUUGGAGAGGUUCUGGCCCGGCAGGAGCUCUUUAUCUUCAUGGCCUUGCUGCUGCAGAGGUUUGACUUUGAUGUGUCAGAUGACAAACAGCUGCCCUGUCUGGAGGGUGACCCCAAGGUGGUCUUUCUGAUCGACCCUUUCAAAGUGAAAAUCACAGUGCGCCAAGCAUGGAAGGAUGCACAGGCUGAGGUUAGCACCUAGGGGCCGAAACUAACGUCCCAGAUCCCAUGCCUUGACACCCACAGCCCAGUCUUGGAGGUGCUAGUCCCAGUGCCUCCAACAAUCCUCUUCACUCCUAUCCUGUUUUCUACUUGGCAGCAAUGGAGGGUGAGACACAUAUUAAAGGUUUUCCAACAUCUCUGA